Messenger RNA from Phragmites australis (common reed), 1821 nucleotides. Its product is annotated as AP2-like ethylene-responsive transcription factor SMOS1. Gene Ontology annotation, molecular function: DNA-binding transcription factor activity; DNA binding. The coding region runs from base 198 to 1451 and encodes 417 amino acids. Gene Ontology annotation, biological process: regulation of DNA-templated transcription. The transcript has 10 exons. Lineage: Eukaryota; Viridiplantae; Streptophyta; Magnoliopsida; Poales; Poaceae. The record is from RefSeq and is a predicted model, not a curated record.
CCCACGCGUCCCUAUCCACCAUUCCCCCCACGGCCCCACCCAGCUCCACACUCUACACGCCCCACCGAGGUCGACCAUUUCAAAUCCCCCACCACGCCGCCCCAAACGGUCACCCGUUACACUCACCCACCGUCACGCCCCUCCUCCCCGGUUCCGCCCCGACCGACAACCGAUCGAUCGAUCCGGCGGAGGGCGCCAUGGCCUCCCCCAACCCCGCUGCGCCCGACGCGGCGGGGCUGCAGGGGCCGGACGCCAUGGCGGGGGGAGGCGAGGGGCUCUCGUUUGGUGCGGCGGCGCCAGGGGGGACGGUUGUGGCGACGGGGGACCAGGCGCCGAGGAGGCCCCUGGCGGCGCGGAAGGAGCGCGUGUGCACGGCCAAGGAGCGCAUCAGCCGCAUGCAGCCCUGCGCCGCGGGGAAGCGCAGCUCCAUCUACCGCGGGGUCACCCGGCAUAGGUGGACAGGUCGAUAUGAGGCUCACCUCUGGGACAAAAGCACGUGGAAUCAGAAUCAGAACAAAAAGGGGAAACAAGUAUAUUUAGGUGCAUAUGAUGAUGAAGAGGCUGCAGCAAGAGCCUAUGACCUUGCUGCAUUGAAAUACUGGGGAGCUGGAACACAAAUAAAUUUUCCAGUCUCUGAUUAUGCGAGAGACCUUGAAGAGAUGCAGAUGAUCUCCAAGGAGGACUAUCUUGUGUCUCUUAGAAGAAAGAGCAGCGCCUUCUCAAGGGGGUUACCAAAAUAUCGUGGGCUUCCUAGACAACUACAUAAUUCAAGAUGGGAUACUCCUUUGGGACAUUUACUCGGCAAUGACUACAUGAACCUUAGUGUUGGCAAGGAUAUCACGCUGGAUGGAAAAUUUGCAGGAAGCUUUGGUUUAGAGAGGAAAAUUGAUCUUACAAAUUACAUUCGGUGGUGGCUACCCAAAAAGGCACGGCAGUCAGAUACAUCUAAGGCAGAAGAGACUGCUGAUGACAUCCGAGCUAUUGAAAGUUCAAUGCAACGGACUGAACCAUAUAAGUUGCCUUCUCUUGGCCUCUGUUCUCACUCAAAACCCUCUCCAGUAGGCUUAUCAGCAUGUAGUAUAUUAUCACAGUCUGAUGCCUUCAAAAGCUUCUUGGAGAAGUCUACAAAAUUAUCUGAAGAAUGUACUCUCAGCAAAGAAAUGGCUGAAGUAAAGGCUGUUGCCUCGGUACCUGCUACUGGACAUGAUACCAUGGCAGUUAAUAUUAACAUGAAUGAGUUGCUAGUGCAAAGAGCUCCUUACACAAUUGCCCCUGUUAUGCCUACACCAAUGAAGAGUACCUGGAGCCCUGCUGAUACUUCUGUGGAUCCUCUUUUUUGGAGCAACUUCAUCUUGCCAUCGAGUCAACCUGUUACAAUGGCUACAAUUACAACAACAACGUUUGCCAAGAAUGAGGUAAGUUCAAGUGAUCCAUUCCAGAGCCAAGAGUGAGCGUCGAGCUUACCAAAGCAGGAUAUUCUAGCUUUGUCAACGACAUUAUCCUGUGCUUCAGAGAUUCCUUUUGCCCAUCGUUAUGCCGUGGCUCGUGAGCAAUACUCCUUGUGUAUCCAUACUUCAUAGGACAUGAAUAGAAGACAAGUGCAAGCAUAGCUAUGUAAUAUACAAUGCAUAGUUCCCAAAAUAUGGUAUCUAUUACAUAUAUUAAAGGGCCAAGAAUUGGAGCAAUUCUAGGGGUUCAAAUUACUGUAGCUAAUGUUCAUGUGGGUCCUGUAUGUGUACACAUAUAUGUACGGAUACGUAUACGUAUAUGUAUAUAUAUGUGUGUGUCCUUGUAUAUACAUACACAUAAUUUUUUCCAAAA